GCCCCGCUCGGCCCCGGCUCGGUCGCGCAGCGCCGCGCGCGUCCCCUCCCGCCGCCGCCGCCGGGCGCCCCGGCCCAGCCCGCCGCCGCCGCCGGGCGCACGGACGCAGCGCGCACGGCCGGCCGGGAUGCGCGCCCCGAGCCCCGCGCGCCCCCACCCGCGGCCGCCGCCCGCCCGCCGCGCGCUCGCCUGACCGCGGCGCCCGCCCGCCCGCCCCCGGCCCCCCGGCCCCGCGCCGCGAUGCCCGCCCCCCGCGGGCCCGGCGGCCCGCGCCCCUGCUAGGCGGCGGCGGCAUGGCCCGCGCGCCCGGCGCCUCCCCUGCGGAUUGCAUCGGCGAGCGGCGGCGGGGCAUGCCCAGGGCGCCGGGCGCGGCCUUCAAUGGGCGAGGACACGGACGCGCGGAACAUUAACCACGGCUUCCUGCGGGACCACGGCUAUGUGACCGAAGGUAACGUGCGCCCGGGCGAGGCCCCCGCCGGCCGGCCGCGGCGUGGGGAUGCCGUCGCACCGAGUGCCCGCUGAAGCCGAUAUCAUCUCCACCGUCGAGUUCAACCACACCGGAGAGCUGCUGGCCACGGGCGACAAGGGUGGCCGCGUGGUCAUCUUCCAGCGGGAACCAGAGAGUAAGAACGCGCCGCACAGCCAGGGCGAGUAUGACGUCUACAGCACCUUCCAGAGCCACGAGCCCGAGUUCGACUAUCUCAAGAGCCUGGAGAUAGAGGAGAAAAUCAACAAGAUCAAAUGGCUCCCGCAGCAGAACGCGGCCCACUCCCUCCUGUCCACCAACGAUAAAACUAUCAAAUUAUGGAAGAUCACCGAACGAGACAAGAGGCCCGAGGGCUAUAACCUCAAGGAUGAGGAAGGGAAACUCAAGGACUUGUCCACGGUGACAUCGCUGCAGGUGCCCGUGCUGAAGCCCAUGGACCUGAUGGUGGAGGUGAGCCCACGCAGGGUCUUCGCCAACGGCCACACCUACCACAUCAACUCCAUCUCGGUCAACAGCGACUGCGAGACCUACAUGUCGGCCGACGACCUCCGCAUCAACCUGUGGCACCUGGCCAUCACCGACAGGAGCUUCAACAUCGUGGACAUCAAGCCGGCCAACAUGGAGGACCUGACGGAGGUGAUCACCGCCUCGGAGUUCCACCCGCACCACUGCAACCUCUUCGUCUACAGCAGCAGCAAGGGCUCCCUGCGCCUCUGCGACAUGCGGGCGGCCGCCCUGUGCGACAAGCACUCCAAGCUCUUUGAGGAACCCGAGGACCCCAGUAACCGCUCCUUCUUCUCAGAGAUCAUCUCCUCCGUGUCAGACGUCAAGUUCAGCCACAGCGGCCGGUACAUGCUCACCCGGGAUUAUCUCACGGUCAAGGUCUGGGACCUGAACAUGGAGGCACGGCCCAUAGAAACCUACCAGGUGCACGAUUACCUGCGGAGCAAGCUCUGCUCCCUCUACGAGAACGACUGCAUCUUCGACAAGUUCGAGUGCGCCUGGAACGGGAGCGACAGCGUCAUCAUGACCGGCGCCUACAACAACUUCUUCCGCAUGUUCGACCGGAACACCAAGCGGGACGUGACGCUGGAGGCGUCCCGGGAGAGCAGCAAGCCCCGCGCCGUGCUCAAGCCGCGGCGCGUGUGUGUGGGCGGCAAGCGCCGGCGCGACGACAUCAGCGUGGACAGCCUGGACUUCACCAGGAAGAUCCUGCACACGGCCUGGCACCCGGCCGAGAACAUCAUCGCCAUCGCGGCCACCAACAACCUGUACAUCUUCCAGGACAAGGUGAACUCCGAGAUGCACUAGGCGCGUGGCCCUCGCGCUGCUCCCCGGCCGGGGAGGUGGAGGAUGGGGGCCCGAGGGCAGCCCCGGCUGGCUCUUGGGGCAUCGGCGACUGACCCGGUCCCCGGCUUCACUGAAGGGUUCACAGCCGCAGAUCGUAGAAAUGGACGUGACUGUUGACCUUGAAUUCAGGGUUCUUGUCAUUCCUCGCUAGACCUGUGGCCUCUGCCACACUGUGAGGUGGCCGCCUCGCUGGGUUGAUGUUCACUCCCGCGGCGCUUUCCCGGGGAGCUGGGCGGGUGGGCUGCCUCCCGCCCGCUGGCCCCAGAUCGGGGCUUGGCGGAGUGAUGAUGAGGCGCAGACCAGCCAGCCAGGGGUUGUUCUGGCUGCAAGGGAGCACUUCCACGGUCUCGUGCCGAGGACGCCCUCACCUUUGUGUUCUGGGAUUGUGAGUGAAUUCGUGCUCAGAGUGUACGGAUGCGAGCCCCUUGCGGGGCGCUUUCCAUGUGGCCUAAUCUCCCAGGUCCUUCAAGUGUGCUGAGAGGAGCAGCGGUGGAGUCUGUCUGUGUGUGCCUGCUGUUCUUACCACUUCUCCAGCCUUUGCUGAGCAUCUGCUGGGUGCCAGGCGGGGGCCCAGACCAGCCCUCCAGGCACAUGAUUUAACCCCGUGCCCGUUCUGCCGGGCUCUCCUUUAAAUCAGUGGAACCCCUGGGACCUCAGGCUGGGCCCUGGAGAUUGCUUUGUGCCCUCAUCGUGACCCUGUGGGGCUGGUGUCCAUCUGCUUCCUCCAUACACACCAAAUGGUCACUGCGUGCCAGGUGCUGUGCCAGGCGCCGGGGUGAACGGGUGAAUGCUCCUUCUUCCCCACUGGAUACACAAGACGAGCGAGGCCUGAAGGAUGAAUAUUCUGCCCACAGCAAGCCCCCACCGGCUGGUGGAGGCAGGAACCCCCUCCCCGUCUGCCUAUAGGUGCUCUCCCAUCCACCACGUUGGUGGUUCUUACUAAAGCGACAUUCUAGCUUGGAAGGUUCCAGAAACAUCUCUUCAUCCUGUGAAACGGGACAGACUGGCCGAUGGUGAGGGAGAACCGAGACCCAGAUUGGAGCAGCUCCCCCGCUGGCUCCCGGCCUGGUUGGGUGACUUCAGGAAGUACCCCCAGCUUCACCCCACCCUGUGCACCCAGCGCCCUUCCAGAUGCACUGAACUGCCGCCACAAGGAAAUUGCAUGUUCUUCCCAUUUUCAGAUACAUUUUCUUUCAUGACUGCAGCAUCGCAGAGGACACUUCCCUGAGGACCACAGAGAAGGUCUGUGUCCACAUUAGUCCCUCCCCUGCUGUCAGACUGACCACCACGCCCACCGCCAGCCACGCCCACCGCCAGCCACGCCCACCC
This is a messenger RNA of Talpa occidentalis (Iberian mole), 3166 nucleotides long. It is a transcript of the gene PPP2R2C, whose product is annotated as protein phosphatase 2 regulatory subunit Bgamma. The coding region runs from base 497 to 1798 and encodes 433 amino acids. NCBI's taxonomy places the organism in Eukaryota, Metazoa, Chordata, Mammalia, Eulipotyphla, Talpidae. The record is from RefSeq and is a predicted model, not a curated record. Gene Ontology annotation, cellular component: cytosol; protein phosphatase type 2A complex. The transcript is spliced from 9 exons. Gene Ontology annotation, biological process: peptidyl-serine dephosphorylation. Gene Ontology annotation, molecular function: protein binding; protein phosphatase regulator activity.